Molecule: messenger RNA, 426 nt
Organism: Cyprinus carpio (common carp)
Lineage: Eukaryota; Metazoa; Chordata; Actinopteri; Cypriniformes; Cyprinidae
Product: C-type lectin domain family 17, member A-like
Exons: 4
Coding region: 1-426 (141 amino acids)
Biological process (GO): biological process involved in interspecies interaction between organisms
Cellular component (GO): external side of plasma membrane
Molecular function (GO): D-mannose binding; fucose binding
Source: RefSeq, a predicted model, not a curated record
AUGUUCACAGAUGGAUGGAUCUACUAUCAAUUCAGUCUUUACUAUGUUUCCACUGAGACGAAGAGCUGGACUGAGAGCAGAAGAUACUGUAGAGAGAGAGGAGCAGAUCUAGUGAUUAUAAAUGACAACAAAAAACAAGUGAGUGAAAGGUACUUGCUUAACCAUAUUCUGGGGGAUUUUGUAAAGAAAAUAUCCUGUGGAUCUCAAACCUGGAUUGGUCUGACUGAUAUUGAAGUGGAAGGCACAUGGAAAUGGGUUGAUGGCAGCACACUGACCUUUUGGUUCUGGAACUCUUAUGAGCCCGGUGGAUAUACAGAAGAGAACUGUAUUGUCACAAAUUCAGAGAUUGGGAAGUCGCGCCAGUGGGCGCUGAUGCAUGCGGCGCGGCAGCUGAAGGCGCUGCAGUGCUUGGUUGAGAAAAGGUAG